AUGGAUGAAGACAGACCAAAAACAUCGUCGUUUUCUUUCUCCAGAUUUGGUAGAAGGUUGGAUUAGAGAAAGACCACUGGAACUAGAUUCUACCCACAAAAUGUUGUUGCGGUUCCUCCUAUUAAAUUGGAAAAGAAAGCAACUUAAAAAGGAGAUUGGCUCUUCAGAAGAAUAGAUAGAUCCUAAGGAUCAAUUUACUCCCAAUAACAGUAAGUUACUUAAGCAGAAAGAGAUUACAAACCUCAUUUUGAUAUUAUAGAGAAACAUAUUCCAACAAUAAGUUUUGAAAAGCAGACAAAAAGAAGAUCUAUGAGUCUGUCAAACAAUUAAUAGGAUAUUUCUAAUGUGAAGAUACCUCCUCCGAAAGUGAAGAUGAUGAUUCCAUUUGAUAAAUAAGAAGGGAGAAAGGAUGUGUAAAGAGAUACAGUUGAUAAAUUUUAUUAGCCAAUGGAUCAAAUGAAAAACAACAAUGCUCAUUCUUUUGAAUCCUAUUCAGCAAGAAAACCAUUAGUGGAAAAGGAUGCAAUGCCAGAUUAUGAGAUUUAAAAGAGUUUUAAUUACAUAAAAUCAAGAAGAUAAACAGCAGUUGACUUUGGUAAGUCAUCUUAAUAAAAGGAACAUCUCCCUAUAACAUGUCUACUAGAUUAUGAUGUUAAAUCAGGCCAAAAAAUAAGGACGAUCUAAUUCAACAAGCAGAUUCCCAGAGAGAAAAAACCUUAAAACGAGAUGUUCAUUAAAUUGUUUCAACGGUUACAAGCCAAAGUCAAUUGA
This is a messenger RNA of Paramecium octaurelia, 771 nucleotides long. Lineage: Eukaryota; Ciliophora; Oligohymenophorea; Peniculida; Parameciidae. The record is from the annotation of a GenBank genome assembly.